GUGGAGCCUGAAUAGCUAGGAGGCUAACGUAAAUAGUGUGUUCAUGUGCUUCUCUACGCCAAAAAUACGCUGUCAAACGCGGGUUCAUUUCGGUAUAUGUUACGUGGAUGUUACUUAAUGAGGGUUAAACUGUGUUAAGUCCGUAUUUUGUCGUCUGUGAACAUUCACUUAGUUAACAUCGCUGCUAGGUUGCUAAUAACACAACUGAGUGGACGCUACCUCUAUACCGUGACCCAUGGCUUUCUAUGAAGUCUAUUCACACCCUGCUUUGAUUCGGUACAAGACGAGUGUUUGUACUAAAGCCAGUCUGUUUCUGGUAGCUGUUCUCUGCCUCACCUACAUCUCACCACUGCUGGUAGCCUACAGGAGCCAAGGUUUCUGGUUAAAAAGAAGCACCUAUGAGGAACAGCCGGUUGUGAGGUUCCAGUAUGAAUCUCUGCUGGUGGCAGCCACCAGUACUCAGGGAGACUACGUCGCCUGGAGCACCUUCCCCCAUCUCAACAACAUGCUUGGGGCCAACCUUCGCAUCCCUGCUGUCUCUGUGAGAGAAGAGGACCAGAACCAGGACGGCAAGUUGGACCGCCUGAUUUUUCAACUGCAGCUUCCUCUAAAACCUGAGGAGCAGGUGUACAGUGUUCAGCUGCUGCUCACCUUCAGCUACCAGCUCUUUCGGAUGUCCACAGUGGCAAUGCAGAGCCUGGCUUAUGUGCAGCACUCCUCUUCCGUCCCCGGCGCUAAGCUGCUCAUCAGCGGAGAUCUGAGGCUGCAGCAGAGGACGCCUCUGCCUCACCGCGGACUGUACGACAUUUACAACGUGUCUGUGAUCGACGGCUCCAGCCCCUUUGCCAGCGCGUACGAGCUUGACAACAUAAUAAGGAGCUACCAGGAGAGAAACUUGACCACAGUACUGUCCUGUCCUACGCCAGUCUGGACUGUGGGACGAGCCGCUGGUUCUCCUUUCCAGCUGAACGCAGAGAUCCGCUAUCCUAUGGAGGUCAUUAGCUAUCGUCCUGGUUUCUGGGAAACCAUCAAAUUUGCCUGGAUCCAGUAUGUCAGUGUCCUCCUCAUCUUCCUCUGGGUCUUUGAACGCAUCCAGAAGUUUGUUUUCCAGAACCAGGUUCUUACUACUGUACCGAUCCCAGUUGGAAAACCUCACAUGUCAUGAUGCAGAGUCAUUGGUUUAAACUCCAGGUUGAUUUUUACUAUACAUGGCUCACCAACACUGAUGCAGUUUGACAGAUAAUAAUACCAAAUCAAGGGCUGUUUUGGAUUUUUUUUUUUGCAGGCUCACUAAUUGGUCAGCUUUGUAAUUACAUUACAGAAAGUAGACAUCAAAGUCUUGUCUGUGUCCCUGCUAGUUAAUUGCUCCAAUUUGAACCCAUGCUGAUGUUAUGAGUGACAGAGGUCCAGGUAGUGUUAUGUCAAAUGUCAGAACUUGCAGUAGCCUUAAGACUGAAUGUUGAGAAAAAAUAAAGGGGACAUAUUCUGCUAAUUUCCAGUUUUAUAUUUUUUUAUUUUAGGGCUCUACUGGAAUGUCUUGGCUUUAUUUAAAAAUGUUUAAAAAGUCCUCAUUAACUCAUGCUUACCCUUUAUGUAGUCCUUCAGUUCAGCCUCUGUUUGAAACAGGCCGUUUUAGCUCCUGUUUCUUAAGGCCCCCUCCCAGUGAGCCCACUCUGUUCUGAUUUGCCAGUUCACAGAAGUUGCGUCUCCGCCCACUUCUGCCGGCUCCAGAGGUUUCAUAAACAAACCAUGAAAUAAACUAUAGUAGCAGGAUUUGCUACUUUUUCUUGUUCUUUGCUCAAAAUGUAACUAAAAAACCUUUCAAAUCCAUCUGGAGCCAAAAUCCAAUCCGAAAUAUUAGCGUGGACAACGCAAAUAAUACAUUGAAAAUCCUUACCAUGUAUGGGCAUGUGACAUCAGCUCGUUGGCAAGGUUGGGCAGCAUUUCUAUAAGUUCUAUAAAUAACCUCCAAUUUUGGAACUUUGACCCUGUUUAACAUAUCCAACAUCAUAAUAGAAAAUCACAAAAAACAUAAUGUGUUCCCUUUAAAACAAAAUAGCAUUUUCAAUUCACAGUUCACUUUUUUUUAAAAACUUUUUGUAGCUUGUUCACAAAAUGUAACACUUAAGUUUACUAAAGCUCUUCCUCUUUUCCUUUUAUACUUUGCCCUCAUUUGAUGAAAACAUGAGUCAGGAAGGGACACAACGAUGCAUUUUAUGUAUAUUUGAAUCUUUUUGCUGGACAGCAAACGCUAGCUUUUGUAUACAGAAGCUGCGUGAGUUCUUUCUUCUUAUACUGCUCUUUAAUGCAGUGGCAAUUUAUAGAAAAUAUGAAUAUCUUUUUUUAAUAUUUUGACUAUUUGUAUGUUUAUGACAAAUUGUGACAGUAGUUCAAGACUU
This is a messenger RNA of Scomber scombrus (Atlantic mackerel), 2399 nucleotides long. It is a transcript of the gene tmem231, whose product is annotated as transmembrane protein 231. The transcript has 7 exons. Gene Ontology annotation, cellular component: ciliary transition zone; ciliary membrane. The record is from RefSeq and is a predicted model, not a curated record. Gene Ontology annotation, biological process: regulation of protein localization; cilium assembly. Lineage: Eukaryota; Metazoa; Chordata; Actinopteri; Scombriformes; Scombridae. The coding region runs from base 236 to 1165 and encodes 309 amino acids.